CAAAGCAUUACAACAGGUGCGUGAUUACUCAUUGAUUUCCGCCGUUUUACGCAGAUUUUGACCGGUGUUUUUGUGAAACUGUUCCGAAAUAUAAUUCUAGGUUUGGAAUUUUCUUGUGAUCAUCAGUAAUCUGUGUCCAUGCCGAGCCGACGUCGCGAUCGAUCCAUGGGGCAGAGCCCGGAACCGCUGCGAGCACGCAUGGGAAUCAGAAGAAGAUCUCGUGACCGCAUUCGAAACCAUCGGAGCCCUUCGCCACCACCACCAUCAAGGUUUGACCCUCCACAGCAACGUGCUCCAAGAUCUCAGGUGCUUCCUAUUCGACGGCGCCGCCGGUCGUCCGGUUCACCUUCGAAGAGGUCGGGCGCCGGGAAAUUCUCCCAGUGGUUCUGUUUGGGUGUGUUCGGAAUGAGUCCUCGCACCACCGAAAGAGAUCUCAGGCGACUCUUCUCUGAGUAUGGUCCAAUCGAGUGCAUCCGGGUGGUGUGCGAACCAAAGACACGGGAAUCGCGCGGAUUUGGCUUCGUCUACUUCCGGAAUCGUAGGGAUGCCGUUAGUGCCAAAGCGCGAUCUGACGGCAUGAAGUUUGACGGACGGCGGCUUCGAGUGGACUUUUCUAUGACGGAUCGACCCCAUUCGCCGACACCCGGCAGGUACAUGGGACCGGAUAGGAUCAGAAUUGAGCGACGACGGUCGCGUCCAGAAAGAAGGUAAGUGAAUUACCACCAGAAGCAACGCCCAGCUACAGCGUGCCACUUAUUGACACUGAAUUUUCCAUCAGCUCGUUUGGAUGCGAUUUAGAACGCCGGAUUGUCCAACGCAAAUCCCCAUCGCCAACGGUUCCAUUUGUUCAUCCACGAUUUCGCCCGGUCGGAUCCAGCUCGGGGACUUCUGAUUGCUAGUUGUUUCUCUUGGUGAACUAAUAUCUUCCAUAUUUUUUUUUUAC
Aedes albopictus (Asian tiger mosquito) is the source of this 943-nucleotide messenger RNA. RefSeq names its product transformer-2 protein homolog beta. Bases 139 to 711 code for a protein of 190 amino acids. The record is from RefSeq and is a predicted model, not a curated record. Gene Ontology annotation, cellular component: spliceosomal complex. Gene Ontology annotation, molecular function: RNA binding. Gene Ontology annotation, biological process: positive regulation of mRNA splicing, via spliceosome. NCBI's taxonomy places the organism in Eukaryota, Metazoa, Arthropoda, Insecta, Diptera, Culicidae. The transcript is spliced from 3 exons.